Molecule: messenger RNA, 3597 nt
Organism: Sinocyclocheilus grahami
Lineage: Eukaryota; Metazoa; Chordata; Actinopteri; Cypriniformes; Cyprinidae
Product: small conductance calcium-activated potassium channel protein 2-like
Exons: 7
Coding region: 349-1677 (442 amino acids)
Biological process (GO): potassium ion transport
Cellular component (GO): membrane
Molecular function (GO): calmodulin binding; small conductance calcium-activated potassium channel activity
Source: RefSeq, a predicted model, not a curated record
CAGCAGCAGCAGCAGCAGCACUAUAAGCAGCACCAGCAGCACUACUGCGGACGGGAGGAAGAGCGCUCCAUCAGGCACUGCACCUGCAACAGCUCCUCCACCUGCGAGGAUGCCAGAAAAAGCAAGCCUUUGCACGGGACGCCGCUGGGAACUUUAAGGACACCGUCCGUCUCAUCUUCAACCAGGCAAGGCGCUCAGUACAGCGAGUUCACGCCCUCUAGUCAUGGUAGUUCAUCCAGACACCAUCAUCUCCACCAUCAUCAUCCUCAUCGCGAGCUUAACCGGCAGCAAAUUCGGGGCAGUCCGGCCAGCAGCCACCGAGAGAGUAACUCUUACACCCAAAUAGCCAUGAGCAGCUGCAGAUACAACGGCGGCGUGAUGCGGCCGCUCAGUAACUUGAGCUCGUCCCGCAGAAACCUGCACGAGUUUGAUUCGGAGUCCCAGCCGCUGCAGCCCGUCUCUGCGGCGGACGCGUCCGACGCGCUCGCCUCCAAGCCGGAGAACAACUCCACCACCCUCAUGCCUUACUCGGCGGGGGACGGCGGAGGCGGAGGAGGUGGAUGUAGCCACAGCGGCGGCAAAUCGGGCAAAAAGAAGAACCAGAACAUUGGACAGAAGCUCGGACACAGGAGGGCCCUGUUUGAGAAAAGAAAGCGUCUGAGCGACUACGCGCUCAUCUUUGGGAUGUUUGGCAUCGUGGUGAUGGUCAUUGAAACUGAACUCUCGUGGGGAGCCUACGGAAAGGAGUCACUGUAUUCUUUAGCCCUAAAAUGCCUGAUAAGCCUUUCUACAAUCAUUCUUCUUGGGUUGAUUAUCAUAUAUCAUGCCAGGGAAAUACAGCUGUUCAUGGUGGACAACGCUGCAGACGACUGGAGGAUAGCCAUGACCUACGAGCGCAUCUUCUUCAUCUGUCUGGAGAUCUUGGUGUGCGCCAUACACCCCAUCCCGGGCAACUACACCUUCACGUGGACGGCACGGCUAGCCUUUUCCUACGCACCGUCCAAGACGGACGCCGAUGUGGAUAUCAUCCUGUCCAUUCCCAUGUUUCUCCGUCUGUACCUCAUUGCUCGUGUCAUGCUGCUGCAUAGCAAACUCUUCACCGAUGCUUCGUCACGCAGUAUCGGUGCCCUCAACAAGAUAAACUUCAACACACGCUUUGUCAUGAAGACCCUCAUGACUAUCUGUCCUGGGACAGUGCUGCUGGUGUUCACCAUUUCUCUGUGGAUCAUCGCCGCCUGGACUGUGAGGGCGUGUGAAAGAUACCAUGACAACAUGGAUGUAACCAGCAAUUUCCUUGGAGCCAUGUGGUUGAUCUCAAUAACUUUUCUAACCAUUGGAUAUGGGGAUAUGGUCCCCAAUACAUACUGUGGGAAAGGAGUCUGUCUCCUCACCGGCAUUAUGGGUGCAGGAUGCACUGCUUUGGUGGUCGCUGUGGUCGCAAAAAAACUGGAAUUAACCAAAGCCGAAAAACAUGUACAUAACUUUAUGAUGGACACCCAGCUGACAAAAAGGGUGAAAAACACAGCUGCUAAUGUUCUCAGGGAGACGUGGCUCAUUUAUAAAAACACCAAGCUGGUGAGGAAGAUGGACCACGCCAAAGUCAGGAAACAUCAACGCAAGUUUCUUCAAGCCAUCCACCAACUCAAAACAUCAUGUAUGACCUGGUCUCGGACCUGAACGAGCGGGGCGAGGACAUGGAGAAGAGGAUUGCACUGCUGGAGACCAAACUGGAGACAUUGCUUAGCAACUUACAGGCACUUCCAGGCCUCAUCAGUCAGGUGAUCAGCCAGCAACACCGGGACUUCCUGGAGGUGCAACUCCAGCCAUACGACAAACACAGUCACGAGCGCUCGCAGUCCGUCUCCCGGCGCCGAUCGUCUUCCACCGCGCCGCCCACUUCCUCCGAGAGCAGCUAGAGCUGCCAGCCCAGCCAGCGUCUCCGGAGAAGACUUUCGCCAUCAUAUGGCCAAGUUGCAUUUUGCUGUAAAGCCUUAUGGUUUCAAUAAAGUAUUAUUCAAAUUCUGAUGACACCAUCAGAGGUUAUCGGGGAUAAUGCGGUUGAAAUGGGAACUUCCACACAUAUCUUGUUGAUUUUUUUUUUUUACCUCAAAUGAUGCUGUUUCUCUGUUGACAGAAUCACAGAGAGACUUUUCUCAGUAACUAAUAAUGGAAAGAUGGGGCUAUCAGGUGAGCAAGUCCUUCUGGGGGACUUAAUUCAGGAAAGCAAUGUGACGACCUCAAACGGCACCAAAUAGUGCCAGACUAGUGCUUCCUACUGAUUUGUCUGUCUCAACGUUUGUGAAUGAGAUCUGACCUGUUCUUUGAAUCAACAGGCAUUAAUAACUCUUUAUUGAGGAACUAAUAGCAUGUCUGAACCCAAGACAGGGGCAGAUGAGGAAUGCCUCCCCUUCCUGUCCAAUGAGCGAAACCUUAGAUUCACACUCUCAAAAGAAAGCCUAUAUCUUUUAGGUUCGAAACGGCAUCAGCUGUAGUGUUUUUCUGUUGUAAGCCCUCUAAAAGUGACUAUUCCGGGGGCCAUGUUGCAAACAAUUUACUCCUCUCGAAUUGAAUGCAUCUGAAUCUAUACUUGCACUUUUUAUCAAUGCACUUCAACGCUUACUGACUAUAAUAUGAAUUUAUGUUGCUCAUUAAAAUAGAAAGACACCUUUAGUCAUAGGAUAAUGGCCAGAAUGUACAACGAUAAUGAUUGUGUAGGCUACAGCAAGGGCAGCAAAUGAGACCUCAAAUGAAAUGACUGUGCUUACAAUGUAGAUGUUCGAUGGCUGCUGAUUUUGCACCAACGUCUCCAUUAGUUCCAACGGCGAUUGACGUAUCUUUAUGGAGUAGCUGAGAGGAAACUCUCUCGGUUCACUGUGUGCUUUACGCUUAAACGGUCUUCAAAACAAGACAAGGUCUACCGGAUGCUAUUUAUAGACGUAGAUCUGUUUGAGAGCAGCAACAAUCUUGUAUAUGUUUGAAAAUGCCUAUUUUUGUAUAUUAACGAGGACAAGCACACCUCCAAAUGCAUAUGUCUUUCUCAAAAUGAUGUGUGGUAAAGAACUGUAUUUGAGUGUGGAAGUGGAAUGUAGAACCAAAGCUUUCAAAAUGGGUAGAAAGAAAGGAAACGGUUGGUCCUCUGGACGAUCUUAAGAUUUCCCAGUAAGCCGAACCGUACCGUAAUGGAUUUCUCUGGGAUGGCCCUGUGAAUUCAGCCUCAGUUUUUCUGGUGUUAAAGGUCAAACAAAUCCACAGCACAAAUCAAAAUAAAGGAGUUCCGUGCUUAUUUUCCAAUCAAUCGGUCUCAUGCCAUUCAGAAUGUAAACACAAAUGUCUGUCUGAUGCAAAGAAUUGAUUACCACAAAGAGAGAUUAUGACCGGUUCACCAUAUUCUUCUAUCAUUUAUUGAUAGCAUGUUAUUGAUAGAUCUGCACUUUAGAUUCUAAAGAUAUAUGAUGGGUUCAUGUUGGAUAUAUUGAUGCAUUUCAUAACCUGGCCCAGCUACAACACAUCCCGGGGUGUAAUGUCAUUAAAGGGUUACAGAACCUAAAGAAACAAUGGAUCCAGUUUCACCAACAUAGAAACUAUGAGUGAUUAAAU